Molecule: messenger RNA, 1698 nt
Organism: Anopheles nili
Lineage: Eukaryota; Metazoa; Arthropoda; Insecta; Diptera; Culicidae
Product: facilitated trehalose transporter Tret1-like
Exons: 5
Coding region: 176-1564 (462 amino acids)
Biological process (GO): transmembrane transport
Cellular component (GO): membrane
Molecular function (GO): transmembrane transporter activity
Source: RefSeq, a predicted model, not a curated record
UGGCUCAGUGUUGCAACGGUGCGUGCCUCGAGCGCAAGUUCCUCCCAAGUGGGGGCCAUUUUUACCUUCUUCUUCUUCUUCUUCUUCUGUUUUUCCCACCCGUUUUGUUGUUGUUGUUCUUCUUCUUCUUCGUUCGGUACCGCCGCUUCGUUCGGGUGGGUGGAGGAUCGCCGGCAUGUUUUUGGAAUUUCUCUCACGCCGAUACUGGAAGCAGUUUGCCGCCAUCGCCGCCGUACACAUCAUCACCGCGAGCUACGGUGUGACGGUAGGAUGGCCUGCACCUAUUAUACCUCUACUUCGAUCGCCGGACACUCCACUACCGACUGGUCCUGUCACCGUGGAAGAAGCGUCCUGGAUUGGAGCAACACUUUGCAUCGGUGGCACCAUCGGAACGGUCCUGUUUGCUAUCAUUCACACGCGUUUUGGGAAGAAAGUGAGUCUUCUUCUGCUCCCAGUGCCACAUCUCGUCCUGUGGACGCUCCUCCUCGUGGGUGACAACGUGUGGUACAUCUACGGGGCGCGUUUCUGCAGUGGACUGACGGGAGGCGGUGUUGUCAGUGUGGUGCCACUCUUCAUCGCGGACAUCGCCGAUAAACGAAUCCGCGGCACGUUGGGAUCGCUGACGAUCAUCUUCAUCAAUGUUGGGCUGAUAUUUAUCUACUCGUGUGGGAACUACCUAGCGUACGAUACCAUCCCGAAGAUCAUGCUGGUUCCUCCGGUGGCGUAUCUAUUGCUGGUUAGCUUCCUACCCGAAACACCGUACUGUCUGUUGCGGAAAGGUCGCAUUCAAGAAGCAGAACAGUCGCUCAUGUUCUACCGCAACAUCUCGGAUGAGCGGCAUCGAACGGCUGAGUUUACGACCGAGUUUGAAGAGAUGAAAACCUUCAUCCAGACGGAAAGCACCCAACCGCCCCUGUGCUGGGCGGAUUUCACAACACCGGAAGCGAAGCGAGGUCUCUUCAUUGGCGUGUUCGUGAUGGCACUCAACCAGUUUAGUGGGAUUUUCGCCAUUCUGACGUACGCUGGGACGAUUUUCCAACUCUCCGGAACUGGUAUCGAUCCGAGCUUGGCCCUGACCAUCCUGGCCGUCAUCAACAUCUCCGGUAACUUCACUUCCUUCGCGAUCAUCGAUCGGGUUGGACGUAAGAUACUGCUGCUACUGUCGGCACUGGGUGUUGGUUUGGCGUUGGGCGUACUCGGAGCCUACUCCUAUUUGCUAACCAUCGGCUACAACCUGUACGGUCUCGAAUGGUUGCCCGUUUUGGCGCUUUCGAUGACACUUUUCCUCGCAGCCCUUGGCAUCACGAAUGUGCCCUUUUUCAUCGUCCCAGAAGUGAUGCCACCGAAGCUCCGAAGCAUUGGCAGCACGAUUAGUGCCACCCUACUGUGCAUGUUUGCGUUCGUGUGCGUCAAGCUCUACCCAAUCCUGAUGGAGACGAUCUACAUUCACGGGACGGUCUGGAUAUCGUCGGGCGUGUGCGCAGUCGGUGUGGUGAUCAUCAUUUUCUUCGUCCCGGAAACGAAAGGCAAAAACUUAAACGUACAAACUGUGGAGAAACAGUAAAACAGAGAAACUCGCGGGUGGCACUCUACUGAAGUACAAAUAAAUGCUAGUUAAAUGUUGCGAUCGGUGAAACACGCGCUGAACAUUCAAAUUCAAAAACCUAAGCUAAGUUCUGUAAUGUAACGCACGGAAGA